GUUUGUGAGGUCCACGGUGCAGAGCGUAUCCAAAGCUCCAACGUCGCCCGUUCUACGUAGCCCUCACCCCAGGAACUUGGGACAAGAAAAGUUUUUUGCUAAACAGGUCGUGCAUGGAUAAGCGUUUAAAGGCCUACAAGAGAGAACAUUUCUUAUUUCCUUAUACUUGUCAUCGUCAUUCAUUUAAAUUCUGAAAUGCGGACUUGAGGCACCCAGAGCCUGGAUUGCGUUCAGUUUUGGGCUACUUUCCGGCUGGUUAUUUUCUCAUACUUGGAUAAGUUUGGAGAACAACGGGUUUACCGAUGUAAAAAGGGAUAUCUGCAACAGGACAGCAAGAGAUAUAAGCACGGGGAGAAACUUUCUUGACGACCAGAGCAGUUGUCACUUGUCAUUUCAGUGAGGAGCAAUUUAAUCUGGACUUUGCUCAUCAUAAAUUUGCUGUCUUCGAACAUCGUUGAAGUUAUGGCGAAGAAAUACGACUUCCUCUUUAAAUUAUUACUCAUAGGAGAUAGUGGAGUUGGGAAAACCUGCCUCAUCAUCCGAUUUGCGGAGGACAAUUUUAAUUCAACCUACAUAUCAACAAUCGGCAUUGACUUUAAAGUAAAGACCAUAGAUGUGGAUGGGAAAAAAGUCAAACUGCAAGUCUGGGACACAGCAGGACAAGAGAGGUUUAAAACCAUAACCACAGCCUACUACAGAGGAGCAAUGGGCAUCAUCUUGGUGUAUGACAUCACUGACGAGAAAUCCUAUGAGAACAUUCAGAACUGGAUGAAGAGCAUCAAAGAGAAUGCAUCAUCAGGGGUGAGCCGCAUGCUGCUGGGCAACAAGUGUGACAUUGAGGCGAAGCGGAAAGUGUCCAAGGAAGUGGGCGGAAAACUGGCAAAGGAUCAUGGGAUUCGGUUCUUUGAGACAAGUGCCAAGUCCAGCAUUAAUGUGGAAGAGUCCUUUCUUUCACUGGCUCGCGACAUUUUGCUGAAGUCAAGCAAGAAACCGGGGCCGACAGGAAGGGAGGUGAAGCUGACAACUCCAGAAGCCAAAACCAAGUCCUCCUCCAAGUGCCUCCUCAUUUAAACGACAGAGGAGAGAGAGGGAGGAAGGGGGUGAAAGACAUAGAAAAGUUGAAGAAUGGAAAAAGAGGAUGAGAGAAAUGAGGGGAAACAGAAUGUGCAGAGAAAGUAAGAGAGUGCUACUGGCCUGGCGAAGUUUUUAAUUGGUUGCUGGUCUUGUUCUACAGCAGAUGGCAUUGUCUAGAGGUUACUGUUAAUAUUUUUUAUGAUUAAUGCUGUAUAACAUUCCAAGUCCAGUCCUUUGAGAAAAACAAUGCUUGCAGUAGGAAUCAGGAAGAGUAUUGGUUUAUAUGUGGAAGGCUGAAAUACAUACAGGCUGCAGUGUAAAUCCGAUGAGCCAUGUUAAUAGUUCUAAUCAGUGAACGAGGGAAAGAAAAAAAGACAUUCCUGCAGACAAACGUAUACGUAUGUCAUCUAAUUCCUCAUGUUUUCACUGCAUUCGUUCUGCUGGAAGCUGUCCACAGGGGUUGCCAGGGGCUCGGUCAAUGCUAACAGUUGUUGACCAAAAUUACAUUGAAACUAAUUAGAUCAGUCCCAAGGAUACUAUAGUGAAACAGAUCCUGUAGUUGGCUGUCUGAGCUAGCCGAUCAGGGGGUAUGUUUAACAGUGUUAGCAGGGAAAUCACACACUCAGACUGAGACGGAGGAGCCAUAUUGCUAGCUCUGUGAAUAAGAUAAUCACUCAACUUUCAAAAACAAACAAAAAAGGUUGUCCAUGCAACUUUUGAUUCGGUACAAUCAAUACCCUAUGAAGCUCAGUAAAUAGUACUGGGAAUACUGGGAAUAGCCAUUUCUCAAGAGAACGUUCCACAUUACAUUUUGCAGCUAAAACAGACCUUUCAGGAAAUAGACUGUCAGCGAGCGGUUAUGUUGGGACUUAUGGAAGUUAGGUAGGGACUUAUGGAAGUGCCUUCAUGAUUCAGCAUGUGGUGCAGUGAGGUUUAGAUGGACAUUUUUGCAUACGUGUACUUUUUUUAUUUGUAAAAAGUUUAGAUCCAAUGGCUGUAUUGCAGUAGAGAUUUGAACACUAGGUUCACACUACAGUGUAGAGGAGUUGGUCUGUGAGUGAAGAGCAUCUUGCUCUUGAACAUGGGGAUUACCAUAACAAUGGACACCCGGUUAAUGAUGCACAUACACACACACACACACACACACAGAGACACACAGAGACACACACACACACACACACACACACACACAC
This is a messenger RNA of Alosa alosa (allis shad), 2267 nucleotides long. It is a transcript of the gene rab13, whose product is annotated as RAB13, member RAS oncogene family. Lineage: Eukaryota; Metazoa; Chordata; Actinopteri; Clupeiformes; Clupeidae. Gene Ontology annotation, biological process: cellular response to insulin stimulus; protein localization to plasma membrane; protein secretion. Bases 463 to 1071 code for a protein of 202 amino acids. Gene Ontology annotation, cellular component: synaptic vesicle; trans-Golgi network transport vesicle; plasma membrane. Gene Ontology annotation, molecular function: GTPase activity; GTP binding. The transcript is spliced from 9 exons. The record is from RefSeq and is a predicted model, not a curated record.